This is a messenger RNA of Drosophila rhopaloa, 1031 nucleotides long. RefSeq lists its product as uncharacterized. The record is from RefSeq and is a predicted model, not a curated record. The transcript has 2 exons. Bases 168 to 953 code for a protein of 261 amino acids. NCBI's taxonomy places the organism in Eukaryota, Metazoa, Arthropoda, Insecta, Diptera, Drosophilidae.
GCAGUCACACUGCAUUGACUUUCAGAUUUUUUUCGCGUCGCAAAUAUAUUUCAGAAUAUACCAAAAUAUUUACAAUUAGCAGUUAUUAAAAGACUAUUUUUGGCGCUCAUCUUUAAAAGCAAGAUUUUUAACUAAUUCCGAGGAACCGCUCGUUCGAAAGCAGGGCAAUGAUAAAAGUGUAUAAGUCUGACCCCGAGGACAAGAAAGUGAAGCGACUGUACCACCAGAGGUACCGCACCGAAUGGGAGAAGAUUCCUGAGUUCUCCGGCUGGCUUCGCCCCAGCAACGAUGGCUACUCGGCGCACUGCGUUAUCUGCGACGCGAACGUCCUGGCCAGAUUGGCGUCCAUCAAACAACAUCUCAUCACGCGGAAGCACCAGGAAAGUUUCAAAUGCACCGCCAUUCUAUCGCAGACAGUGGUAAAGAGUGAGCUCUGUAAGGAUGAGAAUAAUCCCGAACUGUUGGCUUCUAUUACUACACUCAAGCCAAAGGCUAAGCCCAAACCAAAACACAAGCUGAAAAGCAAGAUGCAGCCAAAAAUGAAGCACGAACUAAAGGAGGAGCGCAUGGAGGACGAUGAAAUCGCCUCGAACGAUUCAAUCCUGGAUGAUCUCUUGAGAACCGAGCCGUUGGCCCAGGAGUAUGUGGUUGAGAACGAGUUCGUCGAAGAGCAUGAGCAUCAAGAUGUUCACGAGCAGGAGGCAUACGAAGAGGAGGAGAUGAUCCACAUUAAGCAAGACGAACCUGAUCUGCACGUCGACUUACAUGACGAUGACAUCUCGGAAGACGCCAUUAUCAGUGAAUUUGACCUGUUUGGCAAAAGCCUGGCGUUGCAGCUCAAUAACAUGGACCUGGAGGACGCACUGCUCUGUCAGGAGCGCCUGCAGGUGGUGCUCACAGAAUUCCGCCUGAAAAUUCUUAAGCGUAAGAGGGAAAACAAGCGGAGUUCUUAGGCUUACAUUUUUUAUCAAGUUUAGUUUUCUUAUGUACAUAGAAUAAUCUUUUAAAUAAAUAAAUCUAUUCCGCAUCAA